UCAAAAUUUGUUUAAUAUUUGGCAAUUAUUUUCCUUUCCCCUUGAACCCUAACAACGACAGCGGAGGGCGAUGAAGACCGUCACCGGAAGUGUCGUUUCUUCGAAGCCGAUCUCCAUCUCGAAAGCGGCGUCCACCCUUUCCUCCUUCCUCUCCGCCGACAAUGGCGCUUCAAAAGCCCUCUGUGCCUACCUGAGGCGCGCCUCCGACUCUUUCAACGAGUUAAAGCACCUCCACAAGGAGCUGAAGUCUUCGCCUUCUGUUCGUAAGCACCUGCAUCACGGAUCUAAAGUUUCAAACGAGUUCGAGGCUGCCAUGGACAACGAAUAUCGGGUCGAAGACGGUGACAAGAAGAAUUCUUCAGUCUCCGAGAAGAAGAAGCGGCCAGACAGUAAGUACCGAACUACGGAUAAGACGAGUCUUAGAGUUCAAUCUGAUGACGAGCAGAGUGGGAAAACAGCAAUGGAAAACGGUGGGAAUGGUAAUUUGGAGGAUGUAUCAGGAAAGAGAAAGGGCGGUGGAUUGAAGAUUGAAAUUGAGGAUAAACCAAGCGGAAAAGUUGAGAUGGACGUGGAAUCAAGUGAUGUUGUAGCAGUUGAGAAAAAGAGAAAAAAACACAAGAAAAAGAGUGAGGAUAGACAUGGUGACAUUGAAGAUGAUGGACGUGAAUCUGGAGCCAGGCUCAAACAUGGUAAAUCGCAAAAUACUGAUAAUAAUUGCGAUAAUGCUGAAGCUUCUGGGGAGUUUGUUGAGAACAAUGUAGCAAAGGGAAAAAGUAGAAAGAAGCUUGAGGACAAGAGGAGUUUGGGUGAUGUGAAGGAUCAAGUAAAGAGUGAAGAUCAGAGGAGAGGAGACAUUAAAGAGGAAAGAAGCACAGAUAAUGAUAAUGGUAAUGGAACAGAUCUUGUGGAUCUAUUGACCAAGAAGAAAAAGAAGAGGAAGCAAAGGGAAGAAGAUGAUGAUUUUCAAAAGAACAGUGGAGAAGCUAUGGUGAAAGAGGAGGUGCCCGUUUUGGAUAGCAAAGAGUUGAAAAGGAAAGAGAAGAAAAAGAGUAAGAAUAGAGAGUUAGGAGAAGAAGGGCAUGAUGAUGGGUCAGAGAAGCAACAUAGUAGGAAGAGAAGAAAAGGAUGAACUUUUAACAAUUUUGGUGGAUAAUUAUUAAUCAGAAGAUGAAGUCUUUGUAUUGGAAGAUUCCAUAGGCUCUCAGUUUCAUGGAAAGUCUGUCAUAUCCAAAGCUUCUGUUUACAAAUUGCUACGAAUGGGAAGAAGAACUGUGUGAAAGGCAUAUAUAUUCAAAGAUAUUAUCAAAGGUACAUCAUACAUGAUUUGAUGUCAUUAGUGUUCUCUUUGUUGCUUAUUUAUGAUUGUUGUGGUAAGCUGUUGGUCUUUUCUUUUUAGUAAACAAUAAAAGCUAAUCUAUUUGAUCAAGAAAUGGAUCAUUCUGCAUUGGCCAAAAGGUUUUGUGCUUGUAUCUCAUUACGAAAAUUGUUCUUCUUCGAAUCGUCUGCUGACCAAACAAAUAUGCCAUGAAGUUCGCCCCUACUUUGAAGGGUGUUGCAUGCUUUGAAGAACCCUUUUUCUGGUUUCAAACCUCCACUUCCAUCUGUUGCAAAGCUUGCUAGAACUUUACCACCUUCAUAAUUAGAGCUUUGGGUAUCGAAAUGGUUCAAAAACUGAGAAACUGUUGUGCCUUUUCCGUAGGAAUAGAACUGGAAGUUGACAUAGUCUAUUAGAUCUCCAUACUUUCUCCACAAAGCCAUGUAAUGUGACUGCACAGUGUCGUCAUCAAAUGGUGCAAUGGAUGCAAAGGAAAUGAUAUUUUGACUUUUGAGUCGUUGUAGGAGUUGCCCUAUACACUCGGUAAAUGUAUCAGGGGAUGCUUUGAAGUGUUCAUAAUCGAUGUCAACCCCAUCUAGAUCAUACUCCUUCACUAUAUCAGAUAUGGACUUAAAAGCAUUGUUAACCCAAGAUGUAAUGGAUUUGGGUUUGAAGAAUACAAAUAUUCCAUCACCUACUGUAUCACCUCCGAGGCUGAGGGCAAACUUGACGUUCGAAUGCUUGGCCUUGAUGGAAGAAAUAGAAGAAGGCGUGAGGUUUUUUUCGUCCCAAAAGACUUUGAACUUGCCAUUUGUUGGAGAAGGAGAAGAUGAUCCUGUGUAAUCGAUAGCAAAGGAGAGAAUGAAGUGGAAUUCAACAUCUGAAUGAAUAGGCUUGCAUGGGGGCUCGUACCAAGGCCCACUGUGAAAAAGAAUUGCUUGUCCACUUUCUUAGGGAAAUCAGAGCUGGGCAAGCUGCGGAAUUUGGUUGAAAACGAUGGUGAUCGAUUUUUGUUGUUGUGGGUGGUAUUGUAAGACUCCGGCGGCCGUGAAAUUGUCGAAUGUACCGGGUUGAGAGUUGGAGAAAGGCCAGGCAAGCAUGUAGAAAGCGACGUCGUUUUGGGGGUUGGAGAAGAGUAUUGGUUUGGAAGGGUGUAACAUAAUUAGCAUCGGCUUCUAUGACUGAGAGUGAUUUGCAAUAGGGAGGAACCGGACCAUAAAGGAUUAAGAGUUUUUUAUUUGAAAAUUUUGAGGCUUAGCAAAGAUUAAGGGAUAGACUUGGAUGAAUGGGUUAGGAAAUGAAUAAGGGGAAGGUUGGGACGAAUGAUAAAUGGACCAUAAAAGAGUUGCUCUAAGGCCAAGAAAUGUGAGAAUGCCACUGUAGAGUUCCUCUUUGACCAAUAAUGGUGAAUUUCCAGUUUGAAUUUGGACAUUGUGUUAUAUAUAUAUGCUGGUCCAUCUGCCCAACCUGUUCUAAAUUGACCAA
This is a messenger RNA of Cucumis melo (muskmelon), 2800 nucleotides long. RefSeq lists its product as uncharacterized. Bases 71 to 1129 code for a protein of 352 amino acids. The record is from RefSeq and is a predicted model, not a curated record. Lineage: Eukaryota; Viridiplantae; Streptophyta; Magnoliopsida; Cucurbitales; Cucurbitaceae. The transcript has 3 exons.